CGUAAUGAUAUAGAGAGAAAAGCCUCGUACUGCUACUGUCCCGCGUAAUAAAAAACCGUACUUUAUUAACUUUGGAUUUUCAAUUUCAAGAAAACAGGAAGCAAAGAUUUCACAUUUUUUAAUUUCUUAUCUACACAGAGAGUCGGGAGAGAAUGCAAUUCAGCUUUCAGCUUGAUAAUUUCAUCGUACCUUGGGAAGGGCACAAUAAAGACGAUAAGAUUAUUUUAGGUGAGUGGUGAUUAUGAUAGUAAUAAAUUUUUAUCAGACUUCUCAAGUCUGAGCCCUCCAAUUUGAACUGGUUACAAAAUAAUAAUUUGUAGUCAAAGAAGCGGCUUGCUAAAAUCUAAAAUAAUACUGUCAUAUAGUUUUUUCCGCUGAGGAAGUGGUGAACCCAGUUCGAAAUUAGAGUGGUGUUAACAGCAGGAAAACAUCAAAGAUUUACAAAUUCGUCAUACAUAUUGUUGGCAGUCUCGUACGCAACAGAAAUAAAACGUAUCGACGAAGAUUUGGCAAUGGUUCAAUAUGCGAUAAUGCUCGUGUGUGAAUUGCUUUCCGACAUUAAUCCGCAGAUUCCGGUAGCUGAAUAUUUCGCCGCACUCUGAUUGUGAAUUUGAAUAUACCGCACAUGCAAAAAAGCAGCAAGUUGCCGGCCACAAAGUGUGGUUAUGGUUUCUGUAUGUUUCGGACAUCACAGACUUAUAAGUCUAUGGCAUGUUUUCUAACGCAACUUCUCAUCAUUGUUGAUAACGUUGAGGGUUUGCGGUCAACGGUGCUGUCAAACACUUUAAAAAGUGACCGUGUUUUUUCCACAGUUCUCAAUAGUUAAGUAGCAUUAGUUGCAAUAAAGAGUGAGCAAUGCGUAACGUUGAAAUAAAAGCACGAGUUCAAGAUAAAGAUGCUAUCAUCCUGCGGGCAAAGUACCUGAGCAAAUCGAAGGAAACCGUGAUUAACCAGCAUGACACAUUCUUCAAAGUUUCCAGAGGUCGGCUCAAGCUACGACAGUUUGAGGAUGGUUCCGGCGAAUUAAUAUUCUAUGACAGACCCGACACUGAAGGGCCAAAGAUAAGUGACUAUGUGAAGACCACAAUUUCCAGCAAGGAGGUCCAGGGAUUAACAGAUGUCUUAGCUAAGUCUAAUGGAAUAAUUGGAGCUGUGAAAAAAGUGAGACUUUUAUACAUCAUUGGCCAAACCAGAGUUCACAUUGACGUUGUUGAAGGACUUGGUAAUUUUAUGGAACUUGAGGUAGUUCUGAAUGAUGACCAGUCUUUGGAAUAUGGGCAGGGAAUUGCUGAAAAAUUGAUGUCAGAACUCGGUGUUCAAAAAAAGGAUUGCAUUUCAGUUGUGGCCAGGGAUUGAAUUUCUGCAUUGGGCAGUGCUAUCGAUGAACAAUCACCAGCGGGCAGCAUCAACACGUUGGAAAGAAGAGGAGAUAUUACACUGUGAAGACGGAAUAGUUUUGUUCUGCAGAGGUACAGCAUGUUUCGUCAAUUUUAUGGGGGACGCAUUAAGAUUUGGUGGAAUCGGAGAGUAUUUGAGGCAGCUGGGUCGCUCAUUUACAAGGUAAUUACGUAGAGGACUAGACAGGGAUUGCAAAAGGCGACAAUUGUAUUCAUCGAUUUUGCUGUUGCUCAAUUCCACUUCUAGUGAGGUAUCCUAUAAACAUAAUUUUCAUUCAAUCCGUGUGAAA
This is a messenger RNA of Athalia rosae (coleseed sawfly), 1687 nucleotides long. RefSeq lists its product as uncharacterized. The transcript is spliced from 5 exons. Bases 856 to 1356 code for a protein of 166 amino acids. Lineage: Eukaryota; Metazoa; Arthropoda; Insecta; Hymenoptera; Athaliidae. The record is from RefSeq and is a predicted model, not a curated record.